This is a messenger RNA of Andrographis paniculata, 2421 nucleotides long. Its product is annotated as MACPF domain-containing protein CAD1-like. The transcript has 7 exons. Gene Ontology annotation, biological process: plant-type hypersensitive response; regulation of salicylic acid mediated signaling pathway. Bases 534 to 2273 code for a protein of 579 amino acids. Gene Ontology annotation, cellular component: plasma membrane. NCBI's taxonomy places the organism in Eukaryota, Viridiplantae, Streptophyta, Magnoliopsida, Lamiales, Acanthaceae. The record is from RefSeq and is a predicted model, not a curated record.
GUGGUUCCCUAUUUUUUUUUUUUUUUUUUUUUUUUUUUACGGGCGGAGGAGGCAACAUGCGAAAAUACCUGGAAAAUUCUGAGGGCAGAAAAUUCAAGAUCUGGGGAAGGAUAUUUUAGCUGGGCCUUUUUCGUUGUUCCCGGGUUCAAAUCUUUCUUGGUAAUUUGUCAUCAGUCAGCCUCGGAAGACCAUCUCCUUUCGUAAGGAGAGAAAAAGAUAGAGAUUUUGAUUGAAAACACAGCUCUGAUCUACAACUUUGAAGAUUGAUCAACGGUUGAAUUCCACGGUGGACGUUUCCUUUUUUUUUUUUUUUUUUUUCCCUUUCAGAAGCCAGAAAGCCUCGCUGCUCUUUCAACGAAAUUGAGGUUAAACUGGUUUUUAGCUUGUAGAAAUAGGGCAUAAAUCAGGUCUCGAUCGUUCACGCUGUUGAUAUUUAGGGGGGAUUUAAUUGGGAUUAUUUCUAGGGUUCCAAGUGGAUUCCAUCAAGGUUUUCUUGCUUCCCUGUUUUUUGUUGGGUGGGGGAAUGUGAUGAUAUGGGAGAAAAUGCGGCAGCUUUGCAUACAGCUAUAAAUUCAGUGCAGGCACUUGGAAAGGGCUUCGACGUGAACUAUGAUACUAGGUUGCUUUAUUGUAAGGGUGCAGCAGGGUCAAGAAUUGUGGCUAUUGACCAAGAGCACACUAGGGAUUUAUACUUGUCUGAUAAUUUAGUUAUCUCUAAUGUUUCAAGGGACAUCAAGAAUUCGCAGGAGCCAAGCGGUCGUGGUGGAUUUGGCGUUUGCAGUUACAAUAAGAUGGUGGAAUAUUUCAAUGAGAAGGCUGGCCUCUCAGGUCAUACUCCACUCGGUAGCUUUAAUUCUGGAUUUAGUUUUACGGGUAAUAGGGAUAUAGAUGCUCCUUCCACAAAGUCUCUUUGCAUGGAUGGAUUCUUCAUCCCGCUUGCUAGAAUUCAGCUUGCCAAUCCCUUGGUUUUAAGCGAAAAUGUUAGACUGGCAGUGCCGAAAUCCUGGGACCCACCGGCCCUUGCAAGCUUCAUUGAAAACUUCGGUACUCAUGUUAUUACAUCUGUAACUAUUGGUGGCAAAGAUGUAAUCUAUGUCAAGCAGCAUAUAUCAUCACCUCUCUCGAUUAUGGAAAUCAAGAAUUAUGUUCAAGACAUUGGAAACCAAAGGUUUUCCAAUCCAGAAGGCCUUACGAAUUCUGGUCUAUUAAGGUACAAGGAUAAGGGCAGCGAUCCUUCUUUGUUCAACAGCCAAGGGAUAUACCCUCAACCAGCCAGUGCACCUUACCUCUCUCGUAGUGGCAAAGAAGAUGUUACUGUCAUAUUCCGAAGAAGGGGAGGGGAUGAUCUGGAGCAGAGCCAUACUCAAUGGGCAAAAACAGUCUGUGCCUCUCCAGAUAUAAUUGAGAUGUCGUUCUAUCCAAUAACUGAACUUCUCGAUGGGGUCCGAGGCAAGGAGCAUUUGGAACGAGCCAUUGCUCUUUAUCUAGAGUAUAAGCCUCCAAUGGAAGAGCUGAGAUAUUUCCUAGAAUUUCAGGUCCCUCAAAUAUGGGCCCCUGUUCAAGAUAGGUUCCCAGGGCAAUCAAGAAAGGAGCCCGUUUGCCCGUCAUUACAAUUCAGCAUGAUGGGGCAGAAGAUGUAUGUUAGCCAGGAGCAGGUUUCUGUGGGAAGAAAGCCCGUGACAGGCAUGCGGCUAUCUCUUGAAGGAUCAAAACAGAACCGGCUUUGCAUCCAUCUUCAGCAUUUGGCAACACUUCCGAAGGUCCUCGAGCCAUACUGGGGCUCGCAUGUGGCAAUAGGUGCUCCCAAAUGGCAGGGCCCUGAAGAGCAGGACAGCAGAUGGUUUGAGCCUGUGAAGUGGAAAAAAUUCUCCCAUGUGAGCACUGCCCCAAUCGAGAACCUAGAAACCUUUGUAGGCGAUCUCACCGGCGUGUAUGUAGUGACGGGAGCGCAGCUUGGAGUGUGGGAUUUUGGUUCGAGAAAUGUCCUGCACAUGAAGCUUUUAUAUUCCAGGGUUCCAGGAUGCACGAUUCGGAGAUCGUUAUGGGACCACACCCCGAAGGAGAAGUCGAAAAAGAGGGAUGGCCCUGAUGACUCAGGUUCGAGCUCUGGGGAGGAGUUGUUGGGCAAUAAACUGGCGAAAUUCGUGGACAUGUCUGAAAUGAAGAAAGGGGCGCAGGAUCAGCCGGGGCACUGGUUGGUGACAGGGGGGAAGCUUGGUGUAGAAAAGGGGAAAAUUGUAGUGAGACUCAAGUAUUCAUUGAUGAACUACUAGAGAGAGAGAGAGAGAGUGGUGUGUGAGAAUAUGAGAGAGAAGAAUAUUGUAAAUUGCGUCCGGACUGAGUUGGUUGGUUGGUUGGUUGGUUUGUGGUUUUACAUACAUACAUACAUACAUACGUACGUACAUUCAUUCCUUGGGGAUC